AUGUAUUGUCCUGAAUUGGGCAGAGGAAAGAAAAAGAAAGAAUACAAAGUAAAAUUAACUGAAGUCCAGGAAGAGCCUGAUCUGUUGGACACACGAAUGCCACUAUGCAUGUGUGAGCACAAAAAUAUGCCAUUAGCAGCAACAGCUGACAUGACAAACAACAGGAACUUCUUCAGAAAAUUAAACAACAACAGCAGUGAAAUCGUUCAGGUGGCUGGUGGAAGAGAAGUGCCUGCAAGCGGAAUUGGACAUGGUGAACUAAUUUGUGAUGAAGGUAGUUCAAAUGGCAAGUUAAAAUUAGAUAAUGUGUUAUAUGUACCACAACUAAAUGAGAAUUUAUUGUCGGUCUUAAAAAUGAUGCAAAGAGGUUAUGGUGUGUAUUUCGACAGCAAAACAGUGCAGUGCUACAUAAAACGAGAUGGCGAGACACAUGCAAAGGCUGAGCUUCGGGGAUCACUAUUUGUGUUGAGUCAACACAAUGCCUUACAAGUAUUAUCCAUGCCCAAGAAACAGUGUGUACAUCUGUGGCACUUGAGGUAUGGCCACCGUGAUCCAUCUGUAAUGCGUUAUAUGACUAUAUAA
This is a messenger RNA of Centruroides sculpturatus (bark scorpion), 582 nucleotides long. RefSeq lists its product as uncharacterized. The transcript has 2 exons. The record is from RefSeq and is a predicted model, not a curated record. NCBI's taxonomy places the organism in Eukaryota, Metazoa, Arthropoda, Arachnida, Scorpiones, Buthidae. The coding region runs from base 1 to 582 and encodes 193 amino acids.